Trichogramma pretiosum is the source of this 934-nucleotide messenger RNA. RefSeq names its product trypsin-1-like. Gene Ontology annotation, biological process: proteolysis. NCBI's taxonomy places the organism in Eukaryota, Metazoa, Arthropoda, Insecta, Hymenoptera, Trichogrammatidae. The transcript has a single exon. The record is from RefSeq and is a predicted model, not a curated record. The coding region runs from base 6 to 773 and encodes 255 amino acids. Gene Ontology annotation, molecular function: serine-type endopeptidase activity.
CGAAGAUGUACUCUUCUGUACUGGCAGUCGUUCUGCUGUUGGCUGCGGCCGACAGCGCCAGGCUCAUUCCACGCAUCUACGGUGGAGACAGCGUCGAGAUCGAGACAUACCCGUACCAGGUGAGCGUACAGUGGAACAAUCGCCACAACUGCGGAGGCUCCAUCAUCUCGCCGUACUGGAUCCUGACGGCCGGUCACUGCGUCUUCGAGUACGAGCUAAAAGACACCAAUGUCCGGGCCGGUACCUCGUUCGUCGAGCGAGGCGGCACCGUGCACCGAGCCGCCAAGAUCAUCAAGCACUCGCGAUUCGGCAUCAAUUCCGGGGGCUCCGCCGAGGGCGACAUCGCCCUGAUCAAGCUCGCCGAUCCCAUCGUCUACGACGCGCAGCACCAACCGAUCGAGAUGUUCGAGCAGGACGAGGAGACCGUGGAGGACACGAAGGCCAUCGUCUCGGGCUGGGGCCAGACUCCCACGACCUGGAAGCCGAGCCAGCUCCAGGCCGUCGCCGUGCCCAUGAUCUCCAAGCGCAAAUGCAGCGAUCUCUACUACAAGAGGUUCGGCCCGCUGCCGUCGGGCGAGAUCUGCGCUCUGGUGCUCGGUGUCGGCGGCAAGGACGCCUGCGUCGGUGACUCCGGCGGCCCGCUGGCCGUCAACCAACGCCUCGCCGGUAUCGUCUCCUGGGGCGAGGGCUGCGCCAGGCCCUACCAGCCCGGCGUAUACACCGAGGUCGCUUUCUACCGCAACUGGAUCGAGCAGGUCAUCCGGGAAAAUUGAAUCUAGUUCGAUUCAACGAGAGCAGUCGAGUUUUUUUACCUAGUGUACUUGAUUUAGCUUAAGUUUUGUAACUUUUUUACACUUCAUAAUUUUUACAAAAUGCGCGGCUGAUUAUGUACUUGACGUCGCUGUAUGAAAAUGAACGAAAAAAAAUAAAUAAA